Molecule: messenger RNA, 499 nt
Organism: Ixodes scapularis (black-legged tick)
Lineage: Eukaryota; Metazoa; Arthropoda; Arachnida; Ixodida; Ixodidae
Exons: 4
Coding region: 1-435 (144 amino acids)
Source: RefSeq, a predicted model, not a curated record
AUGAGGCUGCUCUUAGCGCUUGUUUUCGCGGCCUUGGUGACCGUGACAUAUGCGGCCAGCAGACAAUCUGUAAAAACUGAUGAACCAACGGAAGUUGCAGAGGAAGCUGAAGAGUACCGCUGGAGGAAGAAGGUAGGCAAAGCGCUCGAGAAAGUGGGCAAAUGGCUGCAAGGAAAAUACAUGGCGGAGACAGUGGAGGAACAGGAAGAGAUGGAGCUGAUCAACGCUGAACUCGAUCAACUCGCCGCUGAUGUGACGGAAAACCUUGACGAACAGGAGGAAGAGGUCGAAAAAGUCGAGGAUGAAGUGGUUCCUUAUGGUCUGAGGAAGAAGUUCAAGAAGUGGAGGAAGAAGCUUGCCAACCUCGGCAAGAAGAUUGGCACGGCAGUAGUGAUCAACAAGGCUGCUGGGGCCAUUGCAGCCGCAAGCGGAUAAACGCACGAUGGGAAGGCACUGCGCUUGCAUCUAAAAGCAAAUAAAUUAUACCAAACUGCAAAAA